Rhizophagus irregularis DAOM 181602=DAOM 197198 is the source of this 558-nucleotide messenger RNA. The record is from RefSeq and is a predicted model, not a curated record. Lineage: Eukaryota; Fungi; Glomeromycota; Glomeromycetes; Glomerales; Glomeraceae.
AUGGUCGAUAACAUUAGCUUAAAUUAUGACAAUGAUGACACUAUUGACCCAUAUUGUAUGGGCUGUAAUCGUCUCAUUGAAGAAGGAAACGUUGUUGCCUUCGGAGAAGGUAUAUGGCAUGUUCAAUGCUUUCUGUGUGCUAAGUGUCAUAAUUUGGUCGAGCAUGAUUCUAACCUUUUAUUAUUAUCUGACGGGAAUCCAAUAUGCGAAAACUGUUCAUAUAAUUGUCAUGUUUGUAAGAAACCUAUAUUAAACGAAGCUAUUAUGACAGGAGACGAAUCGUUUCACGUCGACUGCUUUCGUUGUCGACAAUGUCAUAAACAAAUAGAAGACUUAAUAUUUGCUAAAACAAAUCAGGGAAUAUACUGCAUGUCUUGUCAUAACGAAAGAAUCAACAAAACAAAGAAAGCAAAGGAGAGAGAAAUCUCAAAUCCACCAUCAGUAUUGGAAAAGUCUUUACCAUCAUUACCGAUUGAAGCCGAAUCAGAGGUAUUUAAUUCGUUAAAAACUACAUGUAAUCACAUUAAAACCUAUUGUAAUUCACAUUUAUUUAAUUAA